AUGACCGACACAAUGAAGGUCCUGAUUCGCAGUACUGAUAUGACCGUCGAGAUGCAAGAGUCUGCCGCCAAAGUAGCUAUUUCAGCUAUCUCAAAGUUCGAAGUUGAAAAAGACAUGGCUGCCUUCGUGAAGAAGGAAUUCGACAGCCUCCAUGGCGAGACCUGGCACUGCAUCGUGGGAAAGGACUACGGCAGUUAUGUGACGCACGUGGAAGGUGGUUUUAUCUACUUCUACGUGGACAAGCUGGGAUUCCAGUUGUAUAAAACUGCUUAA
Messenger RNA from Dibothriocephalus latus, 273 nucleotides. The record is from the annotation of a GenBank genome assembly. NCBI's taxonomy places the organism in Eukaryota, Metazoa, Platyhelminthes, Cestoda, Diphyllobothriidea, Diphyllobothriidae.